AUGGCCACGGUUGAACAGGGUACUCCGUACAUCAGCCCCGUGCUUCAGGCUCGACUGGAUAUCCAGAGCGACAUCGACAUAUAUGCACGCGCAAUCAUUGACCUCAAAACGCGUCUCAAUACGCUUACUCCGAUAGGACGCCUCCCGCCCGAGUUGCUGUCUGAGAUACUAGUUCGUGGGGUGAUAGACGAAGAUGAUCGCUGGCCCUCCGACCACUACUACAGCCGCCUAGCUUGGAUCAAGCUGGCCCAUGUCUGUCGUCACUUCCGUGCAGUCGCACUCAGUACACCCCGGUUCUGGAGCCAUCUCCGAUUGGUGAAGAGCGACGUCUUCGCGGAGCUCCUUACGCGCUCCAAGAGCGCCCCUCUCCAUAUCAAGGCUCAUGUCGACGGGGGUUCAAAACGCGGGGAUCGUAUGACGGCUUUAGAAAUGCUUUUGCCUCACUCGCAUCGUAUAAAGGAGCUCCACAUCGACGGCCCCUCCAAGGCCAUCCAGUCCUUUUGCACCAAGACUGUCUCCCCCUUCGACGCUCUCGAGAAGUUGGAUCUGGCUACCCCAGUUGAUCCAUAUUUCGACAUGUCUGACUACCAAUCGCAUCUACCUGCCGUUGUCCCAAUCCUUGCCUCCUCGGCCCCUCCGCCGCAGCUCCGUCAUCUCGAAUUGCUAAGGUUUCCUUUCCGAUGGGACGACCUCCUCUUUUCCUCCAAGACCCUCACCACCCUGGUGGUCACUGGUGUCAACGUCAGAAACACUCGCGGUGUUUCACUUCCUGACGUUGGUACUUUCGACGCACUGUUUUCCGCUCUCGAAUCAGCUGCGCCUCGUUUGGAGGCUUUGACAAUCGAGGAUGCUAUCCCCAAACUGGGGUUCACCGCCUCCAGCCCAGUACAGCUUCCCCUCCCAUCACGGACUAUCCCGCUCUCGUCGAUCAAAAGCAUUUGUCUUGCUGGAGAUGCCGCCUACGUUGCGCAUCUGCUCAAUCAUAUAUCCUCCCCCUCCACGGCAUCGCUCCACGUGACGGUACGCAACCAGCUCGGCAUCCAGGAGCUCGCACAGUGCGUCGCAGCACAUAUGUCCAACAGGCCCCCUUUCCUAUCAGUAGUUCUCGCAUCGAGCGGACCCGACCCUUUCAUUCUGUCUGGCUGGACACAGCUUGGCGCAUCCCGCGACGCGCUCCUCCGGAUGACGUUCGGUUUGAUAUCCGCUGGCGACUAUCUGGUGCCCAUUCUCCAAGGGUUGGGAACCUUCUUUUGGCACGUCCAGAAGCUCAGGAUCUCGGGGAUGUUCGCGCUGUUGACGAUGAACAAGUGGACGAACGUCUUCACGCGCUUCCCCAGCAUCCGCACGCUGGUCUUGGACGAACACCCUUGGGGCGAUAUGCUGCCCGCUCUCACGACGACGCGCCGCCUGCAGAGUGGCAGGGUAUACGUGACAGCCCCCGUCCUGAGCGCCCUGCAUCUCUCUCAGUUCCGCUUCAGCAUGCCGUCGGACGACCUCGAGCCAUUCGACGAGCUCCUGGACUUCGCCAUCUUCCGCUGCAACUACGGCGCCCCUAUCGACGAGAUACAUCUGAACGCGUGCAAGUACGCAACAGAGGAGAAGGUGGAGAGGCUGAGGGAGGUCGUGGUCGAUGUGCAGUGGGACGAGUGGGAGAUGGACGUCACUACGGAAGAAGAGGAGUACGACAGCGACGAGUGUUAG
Messenger RNA from Trametes versicolor FP-101664 SS1, 1701 nucleotides. RefSeq lists its product as uncharacterized. Bases 1 to 1701 code for a protein of 566 amino acids. The transcript has 2 exons. The record is from RefSeq and is a predicted model, not a curated record. Lineage: Eukaryota; Fungi; Basidiomycota; Agaricomycetes; Polyporales; Polyporaceae.